CUUUAGCCGCAGCGUGUUUAAUAAUGAGUAACAACGAUAGGACAUAGUUCAUUGGCUUGGUAUGUAGUUACUGUAUUCUGCAGGCGUCUGCGGGCUACCGAGUAUAAGAAAUUCUCAUCUUUAAUCCAUCUUUCACAGUCGGUUUAUUUUCGUCCUUGAAUUAUCAUAUAUCAUAUGGUCGGCAAGUGAAGCGCCCAGAGGCAUCAAACUUCCCGAAGUGGAUGGGUCCUCCUGUCAACCUCGAAUACCUCUUUCUGCAGGAUGAGGGAAUUCCAGGAGCUGUCCACAUUUAUGAUAGCUAAUAAGCUUUGACUAUCAUAAUUGUACUUGUACAGUUUUGUCGUAGUGACAGUGACGUCAAUGAGGAAGUGUUUUGGAUGCGUUCGAGAACAUCAACAAGACCUAGGGAUAUCAUCAGCAACUUCUGGCUCUUCAUUCAACAAGAUACUAGCCAGCGGAAUCACAAUAGAGAUAUAAAAUGCAAGAUAGCGAAGCAACUAAGCAGUCUAUAUCACAACCAGGGGCAAAUUCUGAGCCCCUGGGACAUCCACUGGCCCGCUCCCUUCACUCACGAGAGUCAGAAAAAGUGACCAACAAAUUGUCAAAGCAAAGUCGCCGCUUUUUGGAGCAGUUGCAUCUUCCUCCAGAUGUCAGUGAAUAUGAAUACUCAGGACUUCCUCAUCUACAAGAAGUUACAGGUCAAGCCUACAAUCGUUUUAUCACAAAUAGGACUCAAAGCCCAUUUGUGAUCUUUACAAAUCUCCCAGUGGAUGAAUUUGAACAGAACGAAGACAACUUCUUUGGCAGAGUGGACUACAAUCCGAACCUGCAGCUCCUAAUCCUGACAAUGGUUUCCUUCCCAUAUGAGGUGGCAGCUGGUGUCUUUGGAAGACUUGUUGAUGAUAGGGCAAAAGAGAAUGAUGUUCGACGUAUCCUCCUUCCCCGAGGCAGUACCCGAACAGACACGCCAGACAGGUGGAAGCAAGCUGAUAAGUCAUGGAUUCCCCGCGAUCUUCCUCCAGGAAGAACCACCCAGUGGCCGAGCAUCGCCGUAGAGGUCGGAUAUUCGGAAACACGAGAAAAGCUAAAAAGCGACAUGAAAUUUUGGCUUAACACCAAUAAUGAAGUAAGAAUGGCCCUUUCAAUUGAUAUAAAGAGACCAAGCGGGACCAUCUUUAUUACAGCUUGGAAACGUGGGGCUCCGAUCCCGCCCAGAAUGUCUUCUAAUCCGGAACCUCAAGCAACACAAGAAAUAAAAAUUGAGCGAGGGAAGGCUGGCCAGAAACCACAUAUAACCGGUAACAGCAACUUGACCAUACCUUUUGAGAAUAUAAUGCUCCGCAGACCUGGCCAAGGGGAAGUGGACUUUGUCAUCUCACGAGAAGAUUUGCUGGAAGUGGCAGAGGGUGUUUGGUUUGCUAUGGACAACAAAUGAAUGGGAAUUACGGACAGAUGCGAUGCAGCCGGCGCAUAUGAAUGAUAUGAUAGCAGCACAACGAGGUUAGCGACUAGGUCGGAAAUAUGAGUUGGAGGCGGAAAAAAACUAGUUGGGGCAUGGCAUGGGACUACCAAGGCCAUCCAAGGCAGAACAAGGGCCCUCGGAGGUUUUUUGUAACUUAUCAACAAGGCGACAUGGAGUGCGUAGUCUGGUUAGGCAUGCUCUGACUACAGCGUACAAAUAGGAGAGAGAGCUUCCUUUCUCAUUAUUAUUACACAUACUCUAUACGCAAUAAUAUUACUGUCUCUCAUUCUAUUACUGUCAAGAUAAGAAAGAGCUUCAAAAUCAAGAUAUAACUGUACAGGACCCGUUCCAAGCAUCUCACGACCUCCUAUUAUUAGUAUACUCUACGCUGGUUAUCCCGGUAUUUUCGUUAGGGUCCCCCUAAUAUUUUA
Blastomyces gilchristii SLH14081 is the source of this 1893-nucleotide messenger RNA. RefSeq lists its product as uncharacterized. The transcript is spliced from 2 exons. NCBI's taxonomy places the organism in Eukaryota, Fungi, Ascomycota, Eurotiomycetes, Onygenales, Ajellomycetaceae. Bases 479 to 1435 code for a protein of 318 amino acids. The record is from RefSeq and is a predicted model, not a curated record.